AUGAUUGAUUCGUUUUUCGAUGAUUCCUCAAUAAAAAACGAACUUAACAAUGACUUUUCUACCAACUGUUACUCCACUGUUGAUCUCCAGUCUGAUUUCUCACUUGAUAAUGUGGAAAUAUAUCCAGAAAUACCUAAUAAUGAUUCUUAUGGUGCUCUAUUUCUGAUGGACUCUGCGGACCUUUUAGAUGUACGUGAAGAAGUUAUUGGUGAAGAGCAUUUCGCGUCAAAUGUUGAUCAACCACCAUACAUGGAAGGACUUUCAAGGAGGUUUGGACUAUUCUCUGCCAAGAGUUCACGAAUCAGUACCAGUCAUAAAGAUAAAGGUAAUAAGGAACACGAUGUUUUCCAUGAUAAAAAUUCUUUUUCCGAUGAACAGAAGCAUAGUAAAUGUUCGUGGAAUGAUGGAUCUGAAGAGAUAACCGAUAAAGCCUAUUUAUGUAACCCCGAUAGUCCAUUAUCGAUCCCUAAUGACAUCGGAGUAACUUCAUCAGAUAGUAUAGAUGAAGUGUUUGACAAAGAUCAUGUAACCAGUCACGAUAUCAUUGAUGGUGACGAUGUUUCUUUGGAGAGGCUUUCCGAUCUUCAUAUUCCAUUACCAUUAUUUCACACUGAAUCUAAUUAUUCAGAUUCUUCACAGAUAAAUCCUUCCGAUUCAGAAGUGGAUGCAUGCAGUUUGUUUUCGUCAAAUAACUGUGCUACAAAUCAAUCUGAUGAUUAUGUCCAAAUAAAACAUCUUAGAUCGACUGACUCAUCUAAUUUAAACUCAAAUGAAUCUGCGACUAAAAUCCCUACCUCGGUACCUGUAUCGUCAUUAUCUUCUGCAAAAACAACUGAAAUAAUACGACUACCAUCUCAUGUUAACCAUCUAACCACAACAGUUAACCCGAACUAUCCAUCUAGGCCAAUAUCAGCUUGUCUUUCUUUAAAGUCGAAAUAUCGCCGUUGUGGACAAAUAACACUGAAAUCAGGUGCAUCCAUCCUUCGUACGAAAAGUUCAUUUAAUGAGUUAAAGCCAUGCUUUAAACCAGCAUUCACUUCUACACGUUUUGCUCAUUGCGGGUUUCUAGCUGCUUCUCGUUUUUCCGGAUCAAUAAAAGAAUCAGCAGGUAGUCCAACUUGGUUUCCGAAAGUUGCAUUUGUUAACUCUAAUACACCACUCACUCUUAGAAAACCAGCUAUUGUGAUUGCCUCAUCAUAUCCCAAUUCUAGAUCAGAUGCCACAUAUCUGAAAAGUGAAGGAAUAAAUUUUAUGACACAUUCUUCCGUUAUGCAAUCAACAGAUUUACAAUCUUCUCUUUUAUACAGUCAAAAUGGAUUUUAUAUUUCUACAAUGCAUCAUAAUUCAUUAGGAGGCAAUAAUCCCGGUGAUUUAGCAUCAGUUGUAACCGCUACAAUCCCAUCUGAUUUCACAUCAAAUCGUACUGUAUUCUGCCCUCAUCUUGGUUGUGGGAAAACAUUUCGAGAUACAGCUGCAAUGCGUAAACAUUUACAUACCCAUGGUCCACGCGUUCAUAUCUGUGCAGAAUGUGGUAAAGCGUUUGUUGAAUCAAGCAAAUUGAAACGUCAUCAACUUGUUCAUACUGGGGAAAAGCCUUAUCAAUGCGCAUUUGAUGGUUGUGGUAAACGUUUUUCUUUGGAUUUCAAUCUACGUACUCAUUUACGUAUUCAUACUGGGGAUCGACCGUAUCCGUGUCCACAACCUGGUUGUAGUAAACGUUUUGCUCAGUCGACAAAUUUAAAAUCACAUUUAGCAACACAUAGUAAAAUUCGAGCUACUCAUCAAUCAAGUUUUAUGAAUAGACAUCAUUUAAAUUCUACUGUAAAUGGUAGUGGUGGUGGUGGUUCAGUUCUGCUACGCCCUGCUGCUGCUCAUCCUAAUCAUACACAUGAUCAACCUAUUCCAAUUUCAUUAAGUAGUUCUAUUUUACAAUCCCCAAUGAAUUUUUCCACUAUAAUUCCCAUAGGAUCUAAAGAUAUAAACGUUCAUAAUCGAUGUGUCAAUAGAUUCAAGUCAAAUUUAAGUUCUUUAUUUCAAGAGGUUCAUUUAGAUAACUCUCGAUUACAUACUUCAUCACUAUUGAAUAUUAAUAAUACUUUGUCUAUCCCUACAUCAAGUCCAGAUCAGUGCGAACCAACAGAUAUCAGCCCACUAUCUCCAUUGGAUCUGACUUCUUCCUCGACAGAAUCCAACAGUUCUACAUUGUCAUCUCAAAGUGCCACAACUCACAUAAAGCAUAACAUUUCAUCUUGUAGAUCGGUGAUUUCAAAAGCACAACAACUAUCCACUAAUACAAUCGAAAGUCAAUUAACUGAUUUCACCAAUUCCACUACUACCAAUGAUGCUGUGCGAUUAUUUGAAAAUCAUUCUUUAGAAUGUUCUAUAAAUUUAGACCAUGAAAAAAUUGAUCUCAAUGUUGGGGUUACACAACCUAUGAUUAAUAAAACUGAUGAAGAUUUUUCUAAUAAUUCACAUGUGAAUAUUGAUGACAUUUAUUACCAGUCAUCUUUUAUCAAAUCUGAAUCCGAUAUUAAUGUUAAUAAUUCAAUCCCACCAAUACAAAAUUGUAAAACAACAAGACGCUCAAGAAAAUGUUUAAGUAUAACUAAACGAUCUGAAUCGCCUAAUUUUGAAGAUUUUCUAAAAACUCAAGAUGAUAUAAGUUUUACUGACGAGGAUGCUUUAAAAAAACAUCAUUUUUACCUUGAUAGUGGUAAUGAUCAUUUGUCGUCUAACAAUAAAACACCAUCAUUGAAAUCAUCAUAUCGGCGUCGUCGUCGACGACAUUGUAAAUCAAAAUCAGAUAGUAAUAAAUAUAUAUGUAAAACAUCAUCAUCACAUUCUAAUAGUAAUGUGCUCAUUACAUCAUCACAUUAUGGUACUCGUUCGAAAUCUCGUGAAUCCUUUGAUAAAAUAUUACCUAAUCAUCAACGCGGUCGUCGUCGUUGUACAUUAAAAACAUGUGCCAAACGCCGUUUUCGUCCGUAAAAUAUAGAUUUCUUUUGAUGGAUGGAUUCUACCUCUUCCCUGUUGUCUCAUCAUCACGAAAACAAACACACAGGCCCCAAUAUAUAUAUACAUUUAUGAUGUUAAUGUUUCUAUGAUCUGUAUCUCUAUGUUCAUCAUUGUUCAUAUUUAGUCAUUUUAUCACCACUACCUACAUUUCUCAAAAUAUUAGUAGUUCCAUGUUACAUCGCUCAAAUUAUUAUCAAAACUAUUAAUUUAUUCUACUCAUACACAUAUAUGUUUUGAGGAAUGUUUCUUUCGGGUCUUUUUUUCUCCUUCUAGAAUGUCUUUUAUUUGAAAUUAUUCCCAUGACAUUUCCAUAAAUAUACACGCAAAUUAAAAUUUGUAAUAUCAACGUAUGUAAACAGUUCAUUGAUUUUUUUUCCUAUAAAAUUACCAUUCCUGUUCAUUUUACCUUCAUGUCGGUAUGUGUAUGAGUUUUUCUCUUAAUUAUCAUUUUGUAAACCAUUACACUCUACUGGGAUCUCUAAAGGCGGCAAACAGAUUCACUAUAUAUAUAUAUAUAUAUAUAUAUAUAUAUAUAUAUAAGUGAAUUCAUUAUAUGUGUAUUAAAAUAUCAAUAACUUAUGUAUGUUGUUUGCAUUUAUUCAAUUACAUAAUGUGCAAUACUCACUUUAUCAAUGCAUUUCAUUCUGAUUAACUAUUCCUAUAAUUAACAGAAUAUACAAUGUGCAAUAUAAAAAGCAACAUGACAAAAGUAACUGUUUAGCAUAGAACAGCUAACUUUUUCUUUUCAAAAAAAAUUUGUCUUAUCCCCCACCCCCUUUUAUGCCUUUAAAUAUUCAUGUGCAAUCAUAUUUAAUAUUCAUUUAUUGAUUGUUUCUUUUUUUUUGCUUAAAAAUUGUUUUCCUUGUUUUUCUUUUUUUUUUUUUGUUUUAUGUUUCAUUAAUGAAAUCAACCAACAACAAAAAAACAUAAAAAAUUCUAAUCAAAUAUCUUGUAUACUUCCUAGUCGAUCUUUCACUAAUAUGCAUAUAUAUAUA
Messenger RNA from Schistosoma guineensis, 4010 nucleotides. Lineage: Eukaryota; Metazoa; Platyhelminthes; Trematoda; Strigeidida; Schistosomatidae. The record is from the annotation of a GenBank genome assembly.